Molecule: messenger RNA, 1092 nt
Organism: Phalaenopsis equestris
Lineage: Eukaryota; Viridiplantae; Streptophyta; Magnoliopsida; Asparagales; Orchidaceae
Product: cyclic pyranopterin monophosphate synthase
Exons: 3
Coding region: 164-910 (248 amino acids)
Biological process (GO): Mo-molybdopterin cofactor biosynthetic process
Source: RefSeq, a predicted model, not a curated record
CAUUUUUUGCCUUCUGAGCUUUUUGUCCCAAACGCGACCUCCAAUUCCUCUCGAAUUCCCAAUUCCCACAAGGCUGCCACUGCGUGCGUCGCAACUCCGAGUGCAUGAUAUUUCGCCUCGCUUCUCUAAACUUCUUUUUGCCGCCCAUAAAUCUGUCAUCUUGAUGUUUUGCAUGGAAAGAUUUUUUCUUGGACAGAUUAGGGCAAGCUAUUUAUUUAGAAGAUUUUUGAGUAGCAGAAGCAGUAACUAUGAUCUAGCCAUUGCGGAUUUGAAUAAGGAAAUGGAGUCCAUUUUUGGAGACCCUCCUUUACGAGGUGACCCGCACGGCGAGCUUCCUUCAACCAGCGCCAUUGAUGAAUCUACACUUCGUGAAUAUCUAACUUUUUCCUCAUCGAACGAACACAAGCACGGUUUCUCCCAUGUCGAUAAUGGCGGAAAAGCCCGAAUGGUUGACGUCUCCUCGAAGGAAGAUACUAGCCGAAGAGCCGUCGCCAGUUGCAGAGUGCUCUUGGGGAAGCAUGCAUUUAGCCUAGUGGCAGCAAACCAGAUUGCAAAAGGUGAUGUAUUGAAUGUGGCAAAGAUUGCAGGAGUCCAAGGAGCUAAGCAGACCAGCAACCUCAUCCCUUUGUGCCACAACAUUGCUCUCACCCAUGUUGAUGUCGGUCUCGUUUUGAAUGAGGAGGAUUUCAGCGUCGAGAUUGUGGGAGAGGCGGCGACGACGUCAAAAACUGGUGUUGAGAUGGAAGCGCUGACUGCAGUAGCAGUUGCCGGGCUUACCGUGUAUGAUAUGUGUAAGGCUGUGACCAAAGGAAUUCAGAUUACAGAUGUCUGUCUUGAGCGGAAAAGUGGAGGGAAGAGUGGCAGUUGGUCCAGAAAAGUUUCAUUAGUUAGUGAUGAUGAUUGCAGUUGAAAGGAAGAGAUUCUUUGUUUUUGGAGCUGCUGCUUUGGUUUCAAUUGUUGGAACGUUUUGGUGACUUGGUUUAGUUAAGCGGCAAAAAGUUUGAGCUUUUUAACAUUUUGAUUGCUAAUUUUUUUAUUGGAAAACUGAGUUUUAGUGACAAUUAAGUUAAAAAUUAGUGGUUAGAAUGUCUU